Messenger RNA from Rosa rugosa (rugosa rose), 1637 nucleotides. RefSeq names its product lariat debranching enzyme. The coding region runs from base 59 to 1306 and encodes 415 amino acids. The record is from RefSeq and is a predicted model, not a curated record. Gene Ontology annotation, biological process: mRNA splicing, via spliceosome. Gene Ontology annotation, cellular component: nucleus. NCBI's taxonomy places the organism in Eukaryota, Viridiplantae, Streptophyta, Magnoliopsida, Rosales, Rosaceae. The transcript has 9 exons. Gene Ontology annotation, molecular function: RNA lariat debranching enzyme activity.
CUUAAACCCCAUUGUUUUGGAACCGGCAAUUGUUUGCGACUGGGAAUUGAGGUUGAGAAUGAAAAUAGCAGUGGAAGGAUGUAUGCACGGUGACCUGGAGAACGUGUACAGAACCCUCCAACACAUAGAAAAAGUUCAUAACACCAAAAUCGACCUCCUCCUCUGCUGCGGCGACUUCCAGGCUGUGAGGAAUGAGAAGGAUUUGGAGAGCUUGAGUGUGCCCCCCAAGUACCGGUCCAUGAACUCCUUCUGGAAGUACUAUUCCGGCGAGGAGAUCGCUCCCUAUCCCACCAUAUUCAUCGGUGGCAAUCACGAAGCUUCUAAUUAUUUGUGGGAACUGUACUACGGAGGGUGGGCGGCACCUAAUAUUUACUUCUUGGGGUUUGCUGGGGUAGUCAAGUUCGGAAACCUUCGCAUUGGUGGCCUCUCUGGAAUUUAUAAGUCGCGAGACUAUCGUUCAGGACACUAUGAGAGGCCUCCUUAUAAUGCAAAUACCGUCAAGUCUGUAUAUCAUGUUCGUCAGUAUGAUGUCCACAAACUCAUGCAAGUUGAGGAACCAAUCGAUAUUUUUCUUUCACAUGAUUGGCCUCUUGGCAUCACCGAUUGUGGGGACUGGAAGCAACUUGUUCGAUACAAACCUCAUUUUGAGACCGAGGUUCGGGAAAGAACCCUGGGAAGUAAACCUGCUGCUCAAUUGCUAGAAAAAUUGAAACCACCCUAUUGGUUUUCAGCUCAUCUACACUGCAAAUUUGCUGCUCGUGUUCAGCAUGGGGAAGAUGGUCCCGUGACGAAUUUUCUUGCUCUUGAUAAGUGUCUUCCUGGAAAGAAGUUUUUGCAGGUUCUUGAUAUUGACUCAGAGCCAGGGCCGUACGAGAUUCAGUAUGAUGAAGAAUGGCUAGAAAUAACUCGGAGGUUUAACCCUAUUUUCCCUCUCACAAUCAGGAGUGCAAAUUUCAGGGGUGUACAUAUUGACAAGCAAGAUUGUCGUCAAUGGGUAAGGACCAAGCUACAAGCAAGAGGAGCCCGACCUUUUGAAUUCAGCCAGACAGCUCCAUCUUAUAAUCCCUCUAAUUCUGUCUCAAAUGGUUCCUCGCCUGGAUAUACUCGGAAUCCUCAAACAGAAUCUUUGUUGCAGUUUCUGGAACUCCCUUAUCUUCUUGAUGACAUGUUAGAAUCUUCGGAAGUAUCCAGGAGUCCUUUUCCAUCAAGCGAUAGAGAUGACAGCGAAGAGAUUCCCAUUGAUGAUGUGGAUGAGUUAGAAGACCUUGCUGAAGAGGCUGGAGAUGCUGAACAUGAAGAUGUAUGAAGAUCCAGUGUGGUGAUCAUCCUUGGUCAGAGACACCCUUUUUGCUCUUCAAGAGUUUAGCUUUUCUUUUUUUUUUGGUGGAACAUGUAGCUUCUAUUAGUUUCAAGAUAUUUGGGUUUGAGUGUGUCGGACCAAUGUGUUUAGGUUCUCUCUCAGUAAAGGGCGGAUGUAUUCUAAUUUAAUGUAAAUGCCUGGAUAGGUUGUUGUUCUUGCCUUCUGGCCUAUUUUUUUAGUCAAAACCCUUCCCGCCUUGUGCCUGUUCUUUUUUUCUUGUUCUGUUGAUUGUAAAAUAUCUUUAAUUCAGUUUCUAGUUUUUUCUUUUUUGUCUUUC